Messenger RNA from Aedes albopictus (Asian tiger mosquito), 6279 nucleotides. RefSeq names its product protein Gawky. Bases 881 to 5497 code for a protein of 1538 amino acids. The transcript is spliced from 11 exons. Gene Ontology annotation, molecular function: protein binding; RNA binding. Gene Ontology annotation, cellular component: P-body; nucleoplasm. Gene Ontology annotation, biological process: miRNA-mediated post-transcriptional gene silencing; positive regulation of nuclear-transcribed mRNA poly(A) tail shortening. Lineage: Eukaryota; Metazoa; Arthropoda; Insecta; Diptera; Culicidae. The record is from RefSeq and is a predicted model, not a curated record.
CCACAAUCGAGGAAAAAAGCUACACAAUGGCGAGUCUGGAAUACCUUUGAUGUGACAUAUUUUCCGCAAUCUCCGAUAGAAAAAGUGAUUUUCCUGCUUAAAUUCGGCGUUGAACCUGCUUCCGGGGAUCGUAACGGUGCGUGGAUUCGACGAGUAGUGAAAAUAGAUAUCCAUCGUUGGAUGCGCUUGAUUUUCGGGCCAAGAAAAAUCGAACGGUAACCAGUGGAAGGUGAAAUAAUUUUUUCUCGUCUCGGUCCGAUCGCGGGCGAAAUGACCUUAUAAGAAAAUGGUACUUUUCGGUAUUCUAAUCAGUGGUUAGUGGUCAAAAUCUAUUCCGUUCGUCUCCCCGACUGGGGGGAACCGCAGUGAACUAGUGUACGGUUGAAAACUGUAACCGAAUCUCGACUGUGAAAAGUAUCCGAGAAGAUAGAAGAAAAAAGAUUGUGUAUGAAGGACCUAAUGUACGGACUGAGAAUUUCGCUUCCACAAAAUGGUAGCAGCAGAAAUUGAUGUCGUCGUCAAAUUCUACUUCUGCAUGGAAAUACCUGCACUAGCCAAAGACAUUUAAAACACUUGCACAAAGUGGUGCUGAAGCGAGUGUAAGCCAUACUUGGGAAACUGGUCCCAAGAUUUCGAAGGAGAUAUCAUAAGUACCAACAAAGAAUAUUGGGUUUUCAGCGGAAACCCUUCUCAACACGCACUGCACAGCAAAAGUGUGACAACUGUGAUAAAUUCGACUAACCAGCAUCCUUAUGUUCUUGCCCCGGGAGAUUUAAACACCGUCCACGUGAGGGAAAAAGGGCAUCUUGGUGCUCCAUGCCAUUGGACCGGUUCAAUACAAACUCUUGGCGUUAACUAAUGCUUUGAAUCUAUCAUAAAGAUGAUGAAAAGUAGCACCAGAAGUCCCAACAUCGCAAUGGUUCGAUUCAGGUCGGACCGACUCAUUCGCGGCGCCAACAUUCCGACAAUGUUCCACCGUAAACUCAACGGCGGUGACAAGUCAUACGAGAAGCAUGUUACUGAAAUAAGUUCUACUUCCAUCACACCUAGCGCGGAAGUGGCCUUCCCGUAUCCGAACAAGUCUGACUAUACCUACUUGACACAAUCAACGGACAGCUGCUCGCUGAUCAUAAGAUUUCCAUUGGAUGACUUCGACGCCGGCAGGGCGUUUGUUAGCCAUAUUACUGAGCUGAUGCGAACCACUAAUUCUGUGACUUUGAAAUGUGAUUUUAAUACUUACCUGAGUAAUGUUAGAAUUAGUCGUAAUCUACCACUAGAUGAAUGUACUACUACGUUAAGCCACAACCCGCAAAAUCCGAUGAACGAGCAAAAUAUUGACCGCAUGUCAUCGUCGUGUUUAAGACAUAGCUCGUAUACGAAAUUUGACGAUUUGCUGGCAAUGAUCGCCAACGAAAAGACGCUGUUACAGCGUGCUGUUCAGGAAUCUCAAGGAAGCCGAUCUCGGCCCCGUAUGCGUUUGUGCGGUGGCGGAGAGGAUUCCAUCAAUAAUGGCACCAGUGCCUGGGGAACCCCUCCGACAUCGGUCAACAGUACUAGUGCUUGGGGCAUGGCAAACCAGCAACCACCGCAACAGGCAUGGGGCGGAACGCCCGGUAAUAGCAACAAUGCCAACAGUAACAGCAGCAACAUCAACAACAAUCAACAACCGGCAACGAGUCAAUCGCAACGGCAGUCAUCACAAUCACAGGAUCAAAAUGCCAACAAAGCGCCUCCACAGCAGCAGGGUCAAAAUAGCGGAACACCGAAUGCUUGGAAUCGGAAUCCUACGCAGCCUACCGGGCACAAUCCGAAUGUGGCAAACAAUAAUCUGCAGCUCCAGCAGCAGCAACAACAACAACAGCAGCAACCACCACAACAGCAGCAGAUAGCCCUUGCCAACAACGGAAAUAUUGCAGCAAAGAGCCAAUUGGAACAGCUUAGUAAUAUGCGUGAAGCUUUGUUCAGUCAGGAUGGCUGGGGAUGCCAGAACGUCAAUCAGGAUACGAAUUGGGAGGUACCUUGCUCCCCUGAACCCGGAAAACCAGAAACCAAUGCCCCAUCGGGCGGAGCCGGAGGAGGAAAUGGACCAAAUGCGUCCGCUUCGGGUUGGAAGCCUUGUAACACGAACAACGGAACAGAGCUGUGGGAGGCAAACCUGCGGAAUGGUGGGGCGCCUCAAGCUCCGCAGCCAGUACAGAAGGCUCCUUGGGGACCGGCAUCCAACAUCGGUGGGACCUGGGGCGAAGACGAUGAUUCGGGCGAGGCUAGUGUUUGGAAUGGGGGUGCAUCAGCCAAUCCACAAACGGCUGCUCCACCUGCUUGGGGUCAGAACAACCCUGCCAUGUGGCCACCGGGAAAUCCUUCGGGUCCUAAUCCGACAACGGUUAAAAAGGAAAACGAUUGGGGUGGAGUUGGCGUGAUUGGAGGUAACGCUGGUGCAAAUCCUGCAGUUCCUCCAGCUGUUUCAGGUUGGGAUGGGAGGGGUGGGGCAGCCCCGUCCGUUAAUAUUCCAGGUCCUAUUGGGCAAAACACACCAUUGGACGCAACUCGUGAUAUUCGUGGUGAUCCACGUGGUAUAUCUGGUCGUCUUAAUGGCAACGUUGGAAUGUGGGACCAACCGAAUGUACCGAAUCUUCCGGCAGCUGCAAAAAUUGCACAAGGACCAAUUCCUCCGGUAGCAGGAGGAUCAGGCAACCAAUGGAACGCCCCUAUUCCCAAUAAAUUGCCAGGAGCAUGGGAUGAUGCAUCCCCUGCACUAAACACAAGGCCAUCGUUGGAUGAUGGGCCCAACGCGCUUUGGAAUCAGGGUCCUUUGUCACGUCAAAACUCCAACGCAUCCAAUUGGAAAGAUAUGCCCGACAAUGUUUCUCGGAACUCCGUAUCACGAAAUCCUGCUGGCAAUAUGCUCAUUGGUAAUCCGAUGGCACGAGGCAUGCGACUGGGAGGGAUGAAUCCUGGUAUAAAACCGGACAACAAUAUGUGGGGUCAGAACCAAGGAAUGCCAUUGAACGGUUCCUGGGGAGAUGACGGUGGCUGGGAUGACAAAGGUUUAGGUGCUGCUGGUGGCCCUUGGAAUGAUUUUAGUCAAAACAGCCUCUGGAACAAAGGGAAGCAAGGCGGCGGUGGGUGGCCUGAUCCAGGUGAUAUGAUUGGAGGCGGUGGGGGUGCCGGAGGGGACUGGAACAUGAAUAAACCACAGAACAAACUGAGCCAGGCAGAUUUUAUUCGGAACAGCAAGCAGUUUCGGAUGCUUUGCGAAAAUGGUUUCAAGAAGGAAGACGUUGAGUGUGCCCUCCGCAACACCAACAUGAAUUUCGACGAAUCAUUGGAUAUAUUGCAGCGUCAUUGUGCGGCUAGUGGCCUGGGUGAUUGGAGGCGUCCGGAUGAUCAUUCAGCUAGUGGAUUCGAUACUCCUUUCUCCAACCGAUUCCCAGCGGGUCAUGGAUCGGGAAUGCCAUUUUCACAGCAAAAUCUUCUGAAUAAUCUACCGGGUGUUGGCGGCACCAAUCCCAAUCUGGCUGCAUUGAACAAUAUCAAGUACCUGUCGCAAGGCCCAGUGGCCGGUGGUCAUUCGUCGUACUCGCAGGGACCGAACCCGUUGACUGCAGCGGCUAAUGCAUCGAAUCCACAAAACGCCGCCCAAGCACAACCCUCGACUCAACAAUUGAGAAUGCUCGUCCAGCAGAUACAGAUGGCAGUGCAUGCCGGCUUUCUGAACCACCAGAUAUUGAAUCAACCGCUCGCUCCCACGACUUUGUUGUUACUCAACCAGCUACUGAGUCAGAUACGACAAAUGCAGCACAUUCAAAACAACCUCGCCCGAAGUGGUGGAGCAACCGGUGUCAGCACCGUUCAGCUAACAAUGCAAAUCAACAAACACAAGGCGCAGAUCUCCCAGCUUCAGCAACAAAUAGCAGCACAGCAAGCAAUUUACGUUAAGCAACAGCAGCAACCACAGCAACAGCAGCACCAACCCGGCGGCCCCCAUCAGCCACCUGGCACUCCUGGAGGAAUGAACCCCGGACUUGGCGGGGCGGCUGAUUAUCUGCGCCAGCAAGACCUUGUCUCGUUGCAAAGCAACUUUGCAGACAUGGCUCUUGGAAAGGAUCCAGUGACCUCCAGUGGAGGAUUUCCAACCAGUGCUGCAGCUGCGGCCGCCGCCGUCGCUGCCGUCAAUAAUAGCGCGGGUGGCGCUGCGGUGAACGCUGGAAUUGCCGCCGGUGCCGCUGGUAUUACUAGUCAACAGUCACGUCUGAACCAGUGGAAACUGCCAUCGCUUGAAAAGGAAGGCGGCGCCGGUGGUGCUAAUGAUCUCACCGAUUUCUCUCGUGCUCCUGGCACGACGGGAAAAUCAACUUUGUCUACAGCGAGCUCGAACAUGGGCUCUCUAGGAUUACAAGACGGAACGUGGUCUUCGGGACGCUCGCACAUGGCUGAUGGUUGGCCCGAUCAAACCUCGACUGGAAGCGAUCCGGAUAACAAGGACUGGAAUUCCCCGCAGGAUAACGCAGCAUUCUCCGACCUAGUGCCUGAGUUCGAACCAGGCAAACCGUGGAAGGUAAAGGGGGCGCAGAUGAAGAUUGACGAAGAUCCAAGUAUUACACCCGGUAGUGUAGCUCGCAGUCCAUUGUCCAUUGCAACGGCCAAAGAGGCGGAUUUGUUCGGUACCAGUGGUAAACCAUCGCCGACGGAUUCGAUGGGUCUCGCGUCUUCCACCUGGGGCUUCAACGCAGCACACCCUACCGGCGGGAAGUUGGCUGGCAAUCCGGCCAAGAAAACAUGGCCUGAUGCGAUCACAUCAUCCACUACUGCCAGCAGUAGUUCUGAUCUCUGGGGAGCACCGGUGGGAAAAACCACGCGUGGACCACCACCGGGACUGGGUGCUAACAAGAACGUUUCAGCUGCCGCUAAUGGCUGGCCCGAUAGCAGCGGUGUUCAACGAUCCGGAUCAGGCGGCAAUUGGCCCGGUGGAGUCGGAUGGGGAUCUUCGUGGCUUUUGUUGAAAAAUCUAACUUCACAGAUUGAUGUCGCUACGCUACGGACGCUCUGCAUGCAACACGGGCCAUUGCAAAAUCUACAGCUGUAUGCCAAUCACGGUUUGGCACUGAUCAAAUACUCUUCUCGCGAGGAAGCAAACAAGGCUCAACAGGCGCUCAACAACUGCCCCCUCGGUACCAGUACCAUCGGGGCCGAGUGUCCCAGCGACAGCGAGGUGCAGGCCUAUCUACAGCAACUUGGAACACAGGCUGGAAGCAUCACUAGUAGCGCCAUGGUUGCUCCACCGAAUAGCAGUGGUGGCGUGACAAGUGUGGCGCAAUCUUGGCGUCAGGCUCCCAGAACUGGUGGCGCUGACACAUGGGGCUCCGGAUGGCCACCGGCAAGUACUGGAACUACCAGUAUGUUCUGGGCACCGAUAGAGGGAGCCACCGAACGGAGCACACCUUCCAACUUGAACUCAUUUUUGCCAGAAAGUUUACUCGGAAGCGAGCUGAACUAGGAAGCCCUUUCUCCAACAAUAGUAUGGUCUCGAGCCCUAUUAAGGCGUUGAAAGUUUAAUUAUAAACAUACUUAUCCGUUUUCUUUUCUACAAGGUUGUGUUUUUACAUAUGUUUUAAAAAUAUGUAUAUUUAUUGUUUUUCUUUAUUUUGGUGAAAUAAAAUUACACAGGAACUGUCGUCCAAUAUGUUAUUGAAUUUUCUUUUCACACAUGUGUAUUUUAUCGUUCUGAUGAGAGAAAAAAAGCAAACAAACCAGUCAUUGUGUCCGUAGGGACACACUAUUCUAUUACAUAAAAAUGCUAAAACGAACAUAAAUGCAAUUCACAAUGGUGAUUCUCAGUGUUUUUACGAUGAACUGUUAUGGAUUAGACAACACAAGGAAACGCAUACAUAGAUCUGUUACUCUCGAGUCGCGACAAUACCAGAGGAAGAGGAAGGACAGCGGACAUUUUGUCGACUAUUAAAGAGAAGAGAAGCGAUUGCAACAUCAUUUUUAUAAGGAAAGAAACGUUUUAAUCUUCUUAGCAAAAUAAAGAAAAAAGAAAAUAAUAGAAAAGCAUACACUCUGCAGUGAAUAAACAAAAUGAGACAUAAAGCUAGUAUUAAUGAAAUAAGUCAUUUUUUUUAGAUUUUAAGACAAGUAGUGGUAAUGAAAACCAGAGAUAUAGACAUUUGAGGUAUAUAAGAAAAUUAAAACUAUAUUUAUUAAUUUUAAUAUACAUCAUGGCGAGAACAUUAAAUUUACUGUAUAUGAGAAAUAUACAUAAAUGUUAUUAUUGAA